ACACUCACACGCGACAGAGAAUGCUCAGGGAUGCGUCUGAAAGAAUGACGCUUACCCAGCCGCGGUGUACCCUCCCAGUUCUCGAUCCCGUGGCGAGUACUGAAUUGAUUGUGCCCAAUGGUAUUAGCUCGGCGAAUCAUAAUUUGCAUUGGGCCCGUCUCCGCUGGGAACGCCACACUUCCUUCAUAUAACUCCCGCUGUGUACUCAGGGCCUCCAUACCUCGUCACUCAUCAAGUUCCCCGCACAUGGAGCAGAACUCGCAGAUCCUUGCCGUGCAAGUUCAGUUGCUAGGCUGCUUCAUGGAUUGGGCGCUGCUAGGAGUUCUCACCGUCCAAGUUUACUUGUACCACGUCAACAUAUCAUGCGAUCCCCUCUUCCUUCAGAUUCUCGUAUACGUGAUCUUCAUCCUCGAAUGGCUGCAAACCAUCAACUUGUCCUCGAUGACCUGGCAGGUAUUUGUCGUGGAUUACGGCCAAGGCGACGCGCUCUCCACAAUCCACGUCGGCUUUGUGCCUUUGCCGAUAAUGUGCUCCGUCGUCUCCUUGAUAUGCAUGCUCUCGAAGAGCACAUGCCUCGUCACCGUCAUCAUGCUGGUCUGUCAUGUCUUCUCCAGCAACGGGAGACGUCUGAAGGACGGGGCGCAAGCUCGAAUUCCUCUCGUCCAACGCUGCGUUAAUGUCACCUCCCGCUUCGUUGACGUUCUCAUUGCUAUAGUCAUGACCGUACUGAUGGUGAAAUGGAAGACAGGCAUUGCCGCUACCGAUAGAAUCAUCAACAAGAUUAUACGUCUCGUUGUCGAAACUGGGAGCCUUACAGCGAGUGUCGCAACAGUGGGACUUGUGUUGGCCAUAAUAGACCCAACAGCGUCCUAUUAUCAACCCGCAAUAUACACCCUGACAAAGCUCACGAGCAUCGCGUUUACCUCCGUAUUCGUCGAUGUUGAAGACCCUCGUCAUCAAGAGAGGUCGAGUGCGCAGGGACUCGAUCGACAAGCCACUGUCACUUCGCAUUAGGUCGUUGUCCGUAGCUCGCUUUGGGUAGAUCAACGACCUUGUGGAUUGACACGAUGCAGCCACAAUGUAACAUACCGACAUAGUAUCGCGCAGACCCUCGCACAAGGGAUCAAUAAGUAAAUAUCACAUUUGCCUGUUCGCUACAACAAUUCAGUGCUAUCUGUGCACGACAGUAUCCUUCUGGGAGCUUCGCCUCGUGGAGGGCGAUGAUCCUCUCCCGUAUCGUAGGCAGACUCAUUGCAUUGUCGGUUCACGUCCUCUCUGUGGGAUAUCAAUGGGGAACCUUGAUGCAUAAUGGUUGGAUGAGAACAAACGCUGUACAUAGUCAGCUCGUGGUACAAUGCGCGCAAGGCCGGUAGGUCCAGUCG
Fomitopsis serialis is the source of this 1382-nucleotide messenger RNA. RefSeq lists its product as uncharacterized. The transcript has 15 exons. The record is from RefSeq and is a predicted model, not a curated record. Bases 118 to 1014 code for a protein of 298 amino acids. NCBI's taxonomy places the organism in Eukaryota, Fungi, Basidiomycota, Agaricomycetes, Polyporales, Fomitopsidaceae.